Messenger RNA from Abrus precatorius (Indian licorice), 1520 nucleotides. RefSeq names its product protein kinase PINOID-like. The record is from RefSeq and is a predicted model, not a curated record. Gene Ontology annotation, molecular function: ATP binding; protein serine/threonine kinase activity. Bases 69 to 1433 code for a protein of 454 amino acids. The transcript is spliced from 2 exons. Gene Ontology annotation, cellular component: cytoplasm; plasma membrane; nucleus. Lineage: Eukaryota; Viridiplantae; Streptophyta; Magnoliopsida; Fabales; Fabaceae. Gene Ontology annotation, biological process: protein phosphorylation.
UCUCUCCACUGUACGCUCUCUGUCAUACCAUUCUUCUUUGUAAUUUCCAUGACCCAUUUCGUUCGACGAUGAGUGGGCGUCACUCUGGAAUGAGCUCGGAGACCGUGAAUUCCACCUCAAUGAGCAGCGAAAGCAUUUGCAGCACCAGCUUCAGCCGUCUCUCCUUCGACCUCCUCCCUUCCUCCUCUUCGCCGGAGAGCCUCUCCAUCAAGCCCCACCGCUCCUCCGACUUCGCCUACUCCGCCAUCCGCUCCGCCACCUUCCGCCGCAAGGCCGGCCUCACCUUCCGCGACUUCCACCUCCUCCGCCGCAUCGGUGCCGGCGACAUCGGCACAGUCUACCUCUGCCGCCUCCGCGACUCCGCCGUCGACGACUUCGACGACGACCCCGCUUGCUUUUACGCCAUGAAGGUGGUCGACAAGGAAGCCGUGGCUCUGAAGAAAAAAUCUGAGCGAGCAGAAAUGGAGAGAAAGAUUCUGAAGAUGCUGGACCACCCUUUUCUCCCUACACUCUACGCCGAGUUCGAAGCUUCUCAUUUUUCUUGCAUUGUCAUGGAGUUUUGUUCCGGUGGCGAUUUGCACUCUCUCCGACACAAACACCCUAACAACCGCUUCUCUCUCUCCUCUGCCAGGUUUUACGCGGCUGAAGUUCUGGUUGCGUUGGAGUACCUGCACAUGCUUGGAAUCAUCUACAGGGAUCUCAAGCCAGAAAACGUGUUGGUCAGAUCCGACGGUCACAUCAUGCUCUCUGAUUUCGAUCUCUCUCUAUGCUCCCAUGCAAUCCCAGCCGUUGAAUCGCACGAUUACUCGCCAGAUCCUGCAUUCCCACACGUGCUACCCUACACUCGCCAGCAGUCUACACCUUUCUCUUGUCUCUCGAACCGCGUGUUCCGCUCCAGGAAAGUGCAGACUCUUCAAUCGAACCGGCUCUUUGUGGCUGAACCUGUGGGGGCACGGUCAUGUUCUUUCGUGGGGACGCACGAGUACGUGUCACCGGAGGUUGCCUCUGGGAACUCACACGGCAACGCCGUGGACUGGUGGUCGUUCGGGAUAUUCAUCUACGAGAUGGUGUACGGUCGCACGCCCUUCGCUGCUCCAUCCAACGAGUCUACGCUGCGCAACAUCAUAAAGAAGCCACUCGCCUUUCCUACUGCCACGCCCGCUAGCACGCUUGACAUGCACGCGCGAGACCUCAUCUCCGGGUUGCUUAUCAAGGACCCGAACCGCAGGCUCGGGUCGAAGCGAGGCGCUGCGGACGUCAAGAAGCACCCCUUCUUCGCAGGGCUUAACUUGGCGCUCAUUCGGAUGGUGACGCCUCCGGAGGUUCCGUCCCUGAAAAGGAACAAAACGACGCCGUUGUCGAACGUUAACGAUAACGAUAACGGGAACAGAAAUAACAGUAGGCAACAGGCGACGGCGUUUGAUUACUUUUGAUUACCGGAGAUGGGCGCGUUGCGCGCCACGUGUUGGGUCGUUGCCCCCCCCAGAUUUUAGAACUGAGGGGGUGACGUAUGUGUAUAU